AUGGGUAAGAAAAACAAAACAAGAAAUGAAAAUGGCGACGACACCUUAAAACAACCCCCCUUGACUCUCUUUGUUUCCAACUUACCCUACUCCUUUACAAACCCUCAGCUUGAGGAAACUUUCAAUGAAGUUGGACCUGUUAGGCGUUGCUUCAUGGUAACACAAAAAGGGUCUACUCAACAUCGCGGUUUUGGUUAUGUCCAAUUUGCUGUUGAGGCAGACGCUAACAGUGCCAUUGAGCUGAAGAACGGUUCAUUGGUUGGUGGCCGAAAAAUUGCAGUGAAGCACGCAAUGCCCCGUCCUCCCCGUGAAAAUAGAAGAUUGAAACCAGAUUAA
This is a messenger RNA of Lathyrus sativus (Indian pea), 336 nucleotides long. The record is from the annotation of a GenBank genome assembly. NCBI's taxonomy places the organism in Eukaryota, Viridiplantae, Streptophyta, Magnoliopsida, Fabales, Fabaceae.